AUGGAAGGGGAGCCGCCCAGGAAGAAGUACUCGCGUAAGCGGAAGGUUGACGGCGACGUUUUCCUGUUCUCCGACUUCGAUCGGCGCCUUCGGAAGUUCGAAGGAGGGGUAGACACCCCCGCCGAUUUGAUGAACGUGACUUCUAGAACAAUCAAGCGCGGCGACUUAACGCUUUCCAUCCUUGAUCCCAGAAUUUUUUUGAAGGGUGUCAAUAUAGACGCCAUCGCCCUCCCCGACAAGUUUGCAAGGAGCGACGCGAUCGCUGUCCCGAUACGGACCGCGCCCGACGUGUCACCCUUCGCACACUGCAGCUUCGUCGCCAUAGUGUUCCCGGGCGACAUUCUAACGUACGACAUGCGGGAUGACAUCCGGACGAGACUGGUCCUCGUCAAUCCCCCGUCAGGUCCCCGGUUGCACGCCACUCUUGUCCGGUCGGUGACGGGAUGGUUCCGCAAGUACCUAUGCAAAGUCAGAGAGCGCGGUAACGGUGGCCCGUCGCAUAAAGAGAUUGUUGAUCGCAUCAGGCAAAUUCCAACUUCAAUGUUCCCGAAGUUGCCGCCGACUUACGAAGACUGGGAAUGGACAGGAGGAAGAUGCGUCCGCGCGCUCCACGAGGUACUGGCGCGCAUGAAUCGGGAUGACGAUGUCAGUGAGCCAUUCUUGAAGCUCGAAAGGACGGACAAAGAUGGAACCCAACACGUUAGGAAGAUCGCAAACACCAUCGACGCAUGCGACGGCUGUGAGGACGAGGGGCCGUCAGUGAGCCCUGGUAUUUGCGUAAAGAAGGAGCCCGCAGACUGGCGGUGUACGGGAGGACGUGCGGUGGGAGCGGCAGUCGGCGGCUCAGGGGGCCAGGCGGCCGCGCCGGCAAUUGACAACGGCGUAGAUGUGCGCGCAACACGCGGUGGAGCUUCCGGUGCGGCCGGUGGGCGCAACGCCGACCACGUCGCGGGAGUGGCGGCCAAUGCGGCACGUCGCCAAAAGGGGUCGGGACGAGCGAAACCGGAACAUGCGGUCGCCUCGUCUGCCCCGCAGGACACCGUCGAGCAGACGAGGGGAGGGGAUGCAGGCCGUAUCAACACCCAGAAGCUCCUCGCCAACACGGAACAGGGCCUUCUGACGGUCUUGCCGAAUCACGGGGAGAGAAUCCGGAAUUUGGAGGCCACGAAUCAGGCGAUGAAGUCGAUGGUGAUAGCAUGCAUAGAGAGUAUAGCGAAGACGCUUUCCGGGUUGGGAGAGGACCUCAAAUCGCAGCACCCCCGCCCCCCCCCGUAUCCUACAACUCCUCAUCCAGGGUCCCAGGGCAACGAAAAUGUUGGGUUGUGCAGGCAGGCCGGCAAAGACGUGCGCAACGAGGUAGACCCCGGGGGUGGCCAACACGCGAACGACCGGAAGCGGGUGCGGGCGGAGGGGGCGGGUUUCAAGCCCACUCCUCUGCAUGAUUCUCAUCCUCCUGUUCCAGCUACACCGCAGCUGGCGCGGACGAGAGCCCUGACGACCAACAGCCCGUGCACGCCGCAAGGUGACUCGGCCGCAACGCGCACGCACCGUCGCAAAGCACCCGUUAACAAAAACGUCCCGGCCACGCGCGCCGAUCCCGACUCCACGCCGCCCCCGUUCACCGCGCCCCAACGGAAAAGAGCACGAUCCCGGGAGGGAAAACCUGCUGGCAUGGUGUCCGCACCAACGCCCCCCAAGUGCCCGCCGGCAGACGGGGAGUUGCCGCAAGCGUCCGCGUCUCUGAAACGAGGGCGGUUCGAUCGGGAGUGCAUGCCUCCGCUCGCACUAGCACAGCAGCUGAUACGGGAACGGAGCACGUGCGGCGGCGCACAGCAGGACGUGUGCGGGACCGAAGGCCCUGGCGCGGAAGCGGGGGCCGGGGCAGGCGGCAGGGCAGGAGGCGACACAGAGAAGAAGGGUGUGUCGGACGAAGGAACUCCGCGGGCCGUCGAUAAGGGCGGGCUGUGCACGGUGGGCGAGGAACACGCGCGCAACGAGGUGGAAACGCAGGCGGGUGGCCGCCGCGCGGACGACGCUGGGAUGGCAUCGGCGGGUGGAGCAGAGGAACGUGCCGUGUGUGCGGGCGAGGAAGCAAAGGAGGUGAAGAGCACGGAGGUGAAGGGCAUCUCGCAAGUGGGCAAGGAAGCGUGGACUGCCUUCGCAGUCCUUGAUGGGAAGUAUCGGUUCCUGGGCUCGCACGGGAAACGCGAGAGCGCUCUGUACGUCCAUUUGAUGGCGCGAACGGUGUUCGGCGAGCAGGUCGACAUUGGGGGCCUGCGGAUCACCUCGAGCAAGGCCGCGUGGGAAGCAGACCGGAAUAAGGCGCGCCUCAUCUCUCCCGGCCUCUGGGCGGUCAUGCACGGACACGGGCUAACGAGCAUCAUGGCCGGGUACCGCGCGGUUCUGGAGGGUUUCACUGCCGACGAGGGCGACGAGGAGAGCGCGCAGUUGGCCAUCUGCGCGGCCAUCGGGACUGCCGCCGCCAACUUCGAGAAGCGGAGUGGCGCAACCGCCAAGGUUUUCGCUCCAGCACUGGCUGCAUCCUGCGCGGCGGUGUGGAGCAUAUGGCGUGGAGUCCGCACCAACUGCGCCGUGGACCGCGCCGUAGCAGCGGCCAAAGCCGUUGGUGCAGAGCAGUCGCAGUUGGCGCACUGCAAGGACGUGAUCACCGCGGUCCUCAACACUUUGGGUAACAGAUCUCACGAGCGCAGAGAAGAGGCGAAGUCCGACCCAGACGGGCACGUUGCGUGGGUAAUCGAGCAAGCGUUGGGCGGCCCAGGCCUGGCGACGAGCGACGACGCCAAGGUGGUGGCGAAAGAGAUGACCGACACGCUCGGCAUGUGGUCGGCUUGCACCGUCGCUGCAGGUCCUUUGGUGGAGACCGGCUUCGAUAUGCCCCAAACUGCCGAGAUGAAACGCAAGUGCGAGAUCCGGGCAGAGUCCUGGCUCGGAGGACUCCGCCCGACAGUGCAGCACGGAUCUCCCCUGAGUGCUCAACCCAUGCGCCCCAGAACCCAGCAGGGAUCUCCCCUGAGUGCUCAGCCAAUGCGGCCCAGAACCCAGCAGGGAUCUCCCCUGAGUGCUCAACACAUGCGCUUCAGAACCCGGCAGUUAAACACGAAUCUCCCCUUAGUGCUCAACCCAUGCGCCCCAGAACCCAGCAGGGAUUUCCCCUGA
Messenger RNA from Closterium sp. Naga37s-1, 3177 nucleotides. Lineage: Eukaryota; Viridiplantae; Streptophyta; Zygnematophyceae; Desmidiales; Closteriaceae. The record is from the annotation of a GenBank genome assembly.